Messenger RNA from Exophiala xenobiotica, 1209 nucleotides. RefSeq lists its product as uncharacterized. The coding region runs from base 259 to 1209 and encodes 316 amino acids. NCBI's taxonomy places the organism in Eukaryota, Fungi, Ascomycota, Eurotiomycetes, Chaetothyriales, Herpotrichiellaceae. The transcript has a single exon. The record is from RefSeq and is a predicted model, not a curated record.
UCUCACUCACUCUCGCUACACUACAUACUGAUAUUGUGCAGCCUACUGCCCAUAGGCAUACGAUUAUGCUACGGCUCAAAAAGUUGUGUUCAUCUCAAAACGCAACUGCGGAGACUUCAAAAACGUCAUCGCAUUUGCAACCCUGCAUCGACGAGUAGUGGUGGUAUCGAACUCGACUACUUCUUGAUCUCAACUAUCUGUUCGAUUUUUCCUUCAGCUUGUUAGCGAAUAGUGUUAUUAUCCAGCUUUCCCAAGCUGAUGCUUAGGGAGAAGCACGAUAGUUUGAUUAUACUGGUCCUUACAAGUACAACCGGGAACCUAGGGUCUCGAAUUCUGCAUACAAUAUUGCGUGAGCAGCUCAUACCUCCGUCAGAGAUCAUAAUUUCGUCAACCAAACCAAGCAAAGUUUCGGUUGUCGCCCGCGAGGCCGGCAUUGACAUUCGUCAGGGCGAUUACACCUCGCCUGAAUCAUUGGCGUCGUCGUUUAGAGGCGCGGAAGCUCUGUUCCUCGUGUCCUUCCCUUCCGCAAGUGUAGAGAGAUGGCUCUAUCACAAGUCUGCAAUUGACGCUGCGAAGGCCGUCGGGGUCAAAACCGUAAUCUACACGAGCCUGAUGUUUGGUGGCGAGACAGGGCUUGAUAGUAUCGCAGGCGUUCAGCAGGCGCACAUCAAGACCAUCGAGUACCUGACGCGAAGCGGUCUGCAGUAUGUGAUCGUGCGAGAAGGCAUAUAUGCCGAAUAUUGGUCGGUAUAUGCUGGCUUUCAACCGCAGAAGUACCACAAGGGCGACUCAACUGAGAUCAGGUUCGUGAUCCCGAACGACGGUCCUGUUGCUUGGGUCACCACGGACGACUUGGCGCAAGGCACGGCAAGGAUUCUCCAAGACUACGAGAGAUACAUUGGACGGACAUUGAACUUGACUGGGCCACGGGCCACCAGUGUCGGCGACAUUGCAAAGCUUGUGGAACACCAUACAGGUCGGAAAGUCAAGGUUGACAUUGUAGGCAGAGAGGAAGCCCAACGAUAUCACAAGUAUGAAAAGAAAAGUCUGCCGGCGGACAAGUUCUGGGUCAUUGACAGCUGGUCGGGGUGGCAUGAUGCGAUGGCUCGGGAAGAGACUGCGAUGGUUGAUCCCCUGCUUGCCGGCCUGCUGGGCAGACAACCCAGCGGUGUUGAAGAGAUGGCCGAGAGGUUGUUCAAGCCAGAGUAA